This is a messenger RNA of Botrytis fragariae, 1044 nucleotides long. RefSeq lists its product as uncharacterized. The record is from RefSeq and is a predicted model, not a curated record. Bases 1 to 1044 code for a protein of 347 amino acids. Lineage: Eukaryota; Fungi; Ascomycota; Leotiomycetes; Helotiales; Sclerotiniaceae. The transcript has a single exon.
AUGAAGGUUGUUGGCCCGCAAACGAAAAGAGAAAUAGAUGUUGGAAAACAGUCUCUCAAAAAUCUGCUUGAUCUUCAAAUGGCUGACAAACUAGACAUGGUUUCCAAGUGGCCAAGUCAAUGGUUUAAUAUCAUAUUGGGAAAACAUCACAACCAUAAGGAUUACAAUGGUGUAAUAGAGCUUUUUCAUGAAUUGGAUCUAUGGGAGCUUAGAUCAUUUUUAUUGAAAGGCUUGACUUGCAGAAACCUCUCGGAAUAUCGUAAUAUUCGGUAUCCACAAAUCGAAUCGAGUCCGAAUACACAACUUGGUGACCGCACUUUUCCUUCCUUCAAGAAACUGCCAGCCGAACUUCGACUUGAUAUUUGGGAAUACGCAUUCGCGGAAGAUCUCCUCCCAAAAGUCCAUCAUCUAAAUAACACAGACCGCAAUACUGGAAAGAUCACCGACUCAAUCACAUCACAUCUCUCGUUCUCGAAUAUCGUACAAGUCUGCAAGGAAUCCCGAGAAUGGUAUCUUUCGCGAACGCACAAUACCUGGGCAUUCGGAACAUACGUCAACUUUCAUACCGACAUUUUGUACUUGACCAAACAAGUUGAGGCAUCCAAAAUUCUUUACGAGACUCUUCUCUCUUGUCCUCACAUGAAAAAGGUUCAAAAUUUGGCAUUGCGUCGAACAUUUCUUACCGAUAACCCUCAAAAUGCUUUCACCCAGGUUGAAGCAUCCGAAUAUAUUCGAGAAAAGAUUCCCUCUUUGAAAAACAUCUACGUCGUCAUAAACGAAAUCAGAGACUCAGCAAUCAUCGACCGGGAUAAUGAAAUCAAGUUUCGGCAUCUCUCGGCAAGACAAAAGAGAAAGUGGGUAGACAUCGGGUAUGCUAGGACUUGGUUGAAAUGGGUGAAUAAGGUUAUGAUCGAUAGGGGUUACAAUAGUGUGAAUCAUCAUUUUGUGAUGGUUGGUACUCAAUGUACAGAUGUAUUGUCCUCAAAUUAUGGAGAGGUGGCCUUCGAGAGGAAGAUUCGUGAUGGAAGUCUUGCGCUAUUUUGA